AGCUCAAUAUUGAUUUUUCCUUUUCCUUUUUCCCCUUCUUCCCACGGAUGAAUUCCACGUCUACUUAACGUACUCCGUACAGAUAUUGGCUCAUCAGAAACCCUAGAAUUUAUCGGCGAGGGGGUUCUAUCAUCCCCAGAGUCUCUGUCCGUCUGGUUUCAGCCUUGGCAUCGUUCACUUUUUAUCGGAUUCCGAUCUCUUAUUUUCAUUUCUGUUCUUUGAUUUCAAUCUCGCACCAAGUUCGGUUGUUAAGGAUGGAGGUUUCUUUUGUUCGCGUCUUUUGAACUUUUACGAGGGGUUUGCUUAGUUUUUGAGGAAGGUUUUGGCGCUCUGUAAAUUUGGAAUAGGAAAAGUUCAGUACAGUUUGUUUUCUGGAUAUAACUUCUGAGGUUUAGUUGCGUUGAAGAGCAGAACAUGGACGGGUUUAAUGGUCCGGGUGGUCUUGAACGCAUGAAUAAUCAUCAAGAUCUCAAGCAAGUUGAUUCAAAUUCACAAGGAAAUGAUCUAUUUGAUGCAUCACAGUAUGCAUUCUUUGGCAAUAAUGUACUUGAAGAGGUUGAAUUGGGGGGUUUAGAAGAUGAAGAUGAAGAUCUUCCUCCACCCGGGUUUGACAGUGAAGAGUAUCCGUUGGACCAAGAAGAGGGAGAUUUGUUAGCAUCAUAUUCCGAUGUUGAUGAUCUUACUAGCUCAUUUUCAAAGUUGAACAAGGAUGGAGUUAACCCUGCAACAGCAUUUUUUGGAGAUAGAGAAUCCAGAGAAAGCUCAUCUGCUGCAAAUUAUGUCCAAGAGGAGGAUUUUCCAGAUUGGUUUGAUCAGCAUGGCUUUAACUUGGAUGCUGAACGGAAUGAGGAUUGCAAAAGAGAGUUGCCACUACAUCCUUAUUCUUCUUUCCCUAAUCGCAUCGAAUCUAGGCCUUUGUACAGAACACAGUCAUACCCCGACCAAGAAGUUCAGCAGCAGCCACAACGUCUACCUACACACCAUCAUCACUACUCCAGCGAAGCACUUCUUAUCCCCAAGUCUUCUUACACAUCAUUUCCUCCUCCUGGUGGUGCUCAGUUUUUUCAAGGCUCUCCAAACAACCUUUCCAGUACUGUGUACCGACCAGGUGCACACCCUGUUCCAGUUUCUUCACCCAACCUCUCUACAUUUUCUUCAAGCUCCCGGAAUCAAAUGAAUCCCAUGCAUCACGGAUCACAAUAUGGUGGAGGAAUCUUACCUCAGUUUUCACCAAACAGCCAUCAAAUUAAUAAUCACAUUCAGAAUCAACGAAUGAACCAAUUACCCCAUCAAAACGGCAUCUUGUCACAAAAGUUUCAAACCGGGAUGCAUCAUCAUCCGUUCCAAUCGCCGUUUGGCAGUUCUGCUUUGCAGCCCCAACGGUUCAAUCAUAAUCAACAACCACAUCAGAUGAACAGUUUUGAGUUGGCCAAUUUCAAAGACCAAAGGGCCGAAUCCAUGCUGAGAGGUGGUAGAUAUGGUGGCAUGGGAAUGCGUAGCGGCUGGCCAAUAUUUAAGGCCAAAUACAUGUCGCCUGACGAAAUUGAGAAUAUUCUUCGGAUUCAGCUCGCGGCUACUCAUAGCAAUGAUCCAUACGUAGAUGAUUAUUACCACCAGGCUUGCUUGGCAAAAAAAUCUGCCGGUGCAAAGUUGAGACACCAUUUUUGUCCGACUAAUCUGAGGGAUGGAAGUUCCCAAAACCGGGCUAACACUGAAGCACAUGCAUUUCUUCAAGUUGAUGCGCUCGGUAGGGUUUCUUUCUCCUCAAUUCGCAGGCCACGACCACUUCUUGAAGUGGACCCACCAAAUUCAUCUGCAAAUAGUAGUAGCAGCGAACCAAAAGUGUCUGAGAAGCCCUUGGAAGAGGAGCCCAUGCUUGUGGCCAGGGUCACGAUUGAGGAUGGGAUUUGUCUCCUCCUUGACGUUGACGACAUUGACCGCUUCCUACAGUUUAAUCAAUUCCCGGACAGAGUGGAGCAUUUGAACAAAAAGAGGCAAGUUCUGCUGGAAGGCUUGGCAUCAUCGCUUCAGCUGGUGGACCCGGUCAGUAAAAAGGGUCAGUCCGUCAACAUAUCACCCAAAGACGACCUCAUGUUCUUGAGGGUAGUCACCCUUCCAAAGGGAAGGAAGCUGUUAUCCCGAUACCUUCAGCUCAUCUUUGCCAGCAGUGAACUCGGUCGGGUUGUCUGCAUGGCCAUCUUCCGGAAUCUCAGGUUUUUGUUUAAUGGCCUUCCUGCAGACAUUGUGGCGGCUGAAACGACCAAAAACCUGGCAAUGGCAGUCUCGUCUUGUGUAAGGGAAAUGAAUCUUACAGUGGUCUCAGCUUGUCUUGCAUCCGUGGUUUGUUCAACCGAGCACCCUCCACUCCGUCCCAUAGGAAGCCCAUUAGGUGAUGGGGCCUCUGUUGUCCUGAAAUCUGUUCUGGACAGAGCGACUGAGCUACUAAGGGAUCCUCAAGUGGACACGAAGUGCGACGCACAGAGCAGAAUGUUCUGGCAGGCGUCCUUCAAUGCCUUCUUUGACUUGGUCACAAAGUACUGUUUCAACAAGUACGACCAGUCUUUCGCGGCGGGGUCUGAUGUCAGCAGCGAGAUCCCGGUUGGCCUCUUGCACGCGAGCCUUCCUCACACUAGUGAACAACAGAGGAAACUGCUCAUGGAUUUCGCACAAAGGUCUAUUCCGGUGCCAGGUGGAAAUGUACGUAUCGAAUGACUAAGGGGCUUAAGAAGUUGUGUCCAAAAUGUGUGACACAGGCUAUAUGGGGAAUAAAUGUGUGGCCAAACUCCAUUCUCUCUCUACAUGGAAAGGGUAUUAGUAAAAUAGUAGCACUAGUUUUUUUAUUGUUGGGGUUUGCAUGCCAUAUGUUUUUGAAUGGAAUUGGGAGCUUAUUUUGAUGCUCUUUUUUUGAAUGUGUUUGUCUAAGUGGUAGUGAUUUAGAAGGGGUAUAUAUAAAAAUAUAUCUUAGUAUGCCCAAGUGGAAAGAUGGAAAUGGUUUUUUUUCCUUUUUACUUUGUAAUCUUGAAUGAAUGCUACUGCUAUACCAAAAAAAAGUUGCUGGUGUUUGAUAUGCUAUGGUUUUUGCAAGCAUUCCCUAUUGUUUUUCAGACUGAUAAUAAUGAGGCCUUGUUUGG
Messenger RNA from Cuscuta campestris, 3131 nucleotides. Lineage: Eukaryota; Viridiplantae; Streptophyta; Magnoliopsida; Solanales; Convolvulaceae. The record is from the annotation of a GenBank genome assembly.